CGGCGAGAAGGGAAGGGGACACGGCGCGGGCACCACGAGCCAGACGCCGGCCUGGCGCCCUCCCGGCGCCCGCUCCGCUUCCCGCACCUGCGGCAUCGAGCUCGCGAUGACCCGCCACGGCCGCGCCGCCGCUCAGCUGAGCCUGGGCUCCUAAUGGCGCUGCUGCUCGCUUCCGUCCGUCCGUCCGCUGCGGAAGCAGAGGGGUGGGCGGGGGUGUCACCAGCCGCCCCCUUUUCACGCACCGCCUGAGCCCUGCGGGCGCCCCCACCCCCGACGGCAGCUCUGCCCUGCGCGGGUCUCACCCGCGUUGUCGGGGAACGUCCCUAAACUUCCAGAAGCCGAAACAAGCGUCUGCGGUCGCUGUUUUCCUUCACUGCCGUUUCUCCGCACAAAGCUCCUCCCCGGUUGCGCCCCCCGCAGCCAGAGACGCGUGUGGUGCGGUGGCGGGGCCGCAGGCGACCGGGGUGGAGGGGUUGGUCCUGAACCGUUUGCUCCGGUAGUCGCCUCCUGCCUCCCUUCGGCUCGCCGGGCAGACCUCGCUGCCAGGGAGCAAGGGUGCCCGGCUGGCGCUCAGGCGCUUGUGCUUGUGUUUUCCUGAAGCCCCAGCACUGCAGCCCCUGGGCGGCCACCUGCGCCCUGCGGAGCUUCCCUCCCAGGGGGCGCGUGUCCUGAGGGUUGAUCCUGGCCGCCACCUGUGAGACUCCACUUACUGCAGAUGGUUUGACUUGAAACUGGAGAGCCCCGAGUGUCAGGUUUUGUGAUUAAAAGUGAAUUUAAGCUGAAGCUCAACUAGUUCUGCACCAUUUUCAGUAAAGCUUGUACGGUGCUUGGGUUUCCUGGGAACUGCUGCCUCGCUUUUAAAGUGACUGCAAGCCCUCUUGGGGUUCAAAUUGACCCAAGAGCUCUCAGAUGACGGAGGAAAGCAGGCCCUGCCAUGUUCCGCAGGCUGGGCUGGCUGCUCCUGUACAGCCUCGCUGUGCUGCUGCUCAGCUGCCUGCUCUUCCUGAAGGAGGAGGCUCAGCCCGUGGGGGGCCCCACAAUCCGCCAGCCCUUCUGGGCACCCCCGGGGCCCCAUCGCAGCCAAUGUCUGCCCAACCACACGGUAGCAAAUGCCUCCCUGUCCCUGCCGAGUCGCCACCGCCUCUUCCUGACCUAUCGCCACUGCCGCAACUUCUCCAUCUUGCUGGAGCCUUCUGCCUGCGCGGAGGACACCUUUCUGCUCCUGGCCAUCAAGUCGCAGCCUGGCCACGUGGAGCGGAGGGCGGCCAUCCGCAGCACGUGGGGGCGGGUGGGGGGCUGGGCUAGGGGCCAGCUGAAACUGGUGUUUCUGUUAGGGGUGGCAGGACCAGCACCUCCUGCCCAGCUGCUGGCUUACGAGAGUCAGGAGUUCGAUGAUAUCCUGCAGUGGGACUUUGCUGAGGACUUCUUUAACCUGACACUCAAGGAGCUGCACCUGCAGCGCUGGGUGGCCGCUGCCUGCCCCCGGGCCCACUUCAUGCUGAAGGGAGAUGAUGAUGUGUUUGUUCAUGUUCCCAAUGUGCUGGAGUUCCUGGAGGGCUGGGAUCCAGCCCAGGACCUCCUCGUGGGAGAUGUGAUCCGCCAGGCCCUGCCCAAUAGGAACACCAAGGUCAAAUACUUCAUCCCCCCCUCCAUGUACAGGGCCCGCCACUACCCCCCCUAUGCUGGCGGUGGAGGCUACGUCAUGUCCAGAGCCACUGUGCAGCGCCUCCAGACAGCUGUGGAGGAGGCCGAGCUCUUCCCCAUUGAUGAUGUCUUUGUGGGUAUGUGUCUGAGGAAGCUGGGGGUGAGCCCCACACACCACGCUGGCUUUAAGACCUUUGGAAUACGGCGGCCCAUGGACCCCCUGGAUCCCUGCCUCUACAGGGGGCUUCUGCUGGUGCACCGCCUCAGCCCCCUGGAGAUGUGGACCAUGUGGGCACUGGUGACAGAUGAGGGGCUCAAGUGCGCAGCUGCCCCCGUGGGGCCCUGAGGGGUGGGCUGAGUAAUAGUCCAAGAGUGGACUCACUGUUGGUUUCUAUUAAUGAGAAACAGAGCCUGGAAACUUGACCCUUGAUGGUCUACAGGAACUGCUGACUUUGUUUUUGUAACCCCCUCCUGACCUUGCUCGUUUUGAUUAAAAACACCGAAACCUGG
Messenger RNA from Erinaceus europaeus (western European hedgehog), 2154 nucleotides. It is a transcript of the gene B3GNT4, whose product is annotated as UDP-GlcNAc:betaGal beta-1,3-N-acetylglucosaminyltransferase 4. The record is from RefSeq and is a predicted model, not a curated record. The coding region runs from base 935 to 1990 and encodes 351 amino acids. Gene Ontology annotation, cellular component: membrane. Gene Ontology annotation, molecular function: hexosyltransferase activity. Lineage: Eukaryota; Metazoa; Chordata; Mammalia; Eulipotyphla; Erinaceidae. The transcript has 2 exons.